Molecule: messenger RNA, 1191 nt
Organism: Sparassis crispa
Lineage: Eukaryota; Fungi; Basidiomycota; Agaricomycetes; Polyporales; Sparassidaceae
Product: UDP-N-acetylglucosamine transporter YEA4
Exons: 3
Coding region: 1-1191 (396 amino acids)
Biological process (GO): transmembrane transport
Cellular component (GO): endoplasmic reticulum membrane; Golgi membrane
Molecular function (GO): UDP-N-acetylglucosamine transmembrane transporter activity
Source: RefSeq, a predicted model, not a curated record
AUGAGCACGAAAUCCCAGUAUAUUAUUCGAAGUGUAUCCUUUGCCUUGCUCGCAGAUUGGACCACCACACUGACUCUGAUUUUUGGGGGUUGUUGCAGCAAUGCUCUGACUCUCGAGCAGGUCAUCAGCGAGUAUCCGCGGGCGGGUACAUUGAUCACGUUUAUCCAGUUCCUGCUCAUCUCUGCUCACGGGCUGACGAAGUUUGUGGAAUUUACGCCAUACCCACGUCUCAAGCAGCGCCAAAUACCACUUUCCCCAUACCUUCUCCAAGUUUUCCUCUUCUAUGUGCUUUCUAUGUUGAAUAAUGCUGCAUUCGGCUACAACAUCCCCAUGCCUGUACAUAUCAUAUUUCGCAGCGGUGGACUCGUUGUCAGUAUGCUUUUGGGUUGGCUUUUGCUUGGGCGGAGGUAUAAUAUCACACAAGUUAGCUCAGUUUUGCUCGUCACGGCCGGUGUGCUCCUCACAACGCUAUCCGCCUCGCACCCCAAAUCUCCCGGCACCGCCGCGCGGAGCACCGAAGGACAAUCCGAGGUCCACGUACGCGAGUAUGCUACGGGCAUCCUGUUCAUGACCACAGCGCUCUUCCUGGGCGGCUUCCUUGGGAUCGUCCAGGACCGGACGUACGCACGCUACGGGCGGCACCGCCCUGCGAAGGCAGCGAGCAACGACCCGAAGGGGAAAUUGAAAUCGAAGGCAGACACUACAGAGACCUGGCAAGAGUCCAUGUUCUACCUGCACUUCCUCUCACUCCCGCUUUUCCUCUUCGUCCGGCACGACCUUGUCGCGCAGGUCAGCGCGCUCAACGCUGGACCCGCGUACACCUUCGUGCUCCCGUUUCCCCUCCCCUACGCGGUGAAGCUCCCUGGACCCGCGCAGCUCGCACUCCCAGCGAUCUACUUCCCGCUUCUGCUGAACACCGUGACGCAGCUCCUGUGCGUCGCGGGCGUGAAUCGCCUCACCGCGCGCGUGUCGUCACUCACCGUCACACUCGUGCUCGUCGUGCGCAAGGCGGUGUCGCUCGUGAUCAGCGUUAUGCUCUUCAGUGCUACGCGGCGUAGAGAUAUGGACAGCCGCGAGAAGCGCAUGUUGUGGACCGGGGCACUGCUGGUGUUCAUCGGAACUGUGGGGUAUUCGAUUGGGAAUGGAUGGAAGUCGCAGCGAAAGCCGGAGGGAAAGGAUAAGAAGCAAUAG